Molecule: messenger RNA, 1517 nt
Organism: Paramuricea clavata
Lineage: Eukaryota; Metazoa; Cnidaria; Anthozoa; Malacalcyonacea; Plexauridae
Source: the annotation of a GenBank genome assembly
AUGCUUCGCACUGGUGAAGAUCCGUCGGUUUACAAGUGGGAGUUUGAACAACUUCUAGAAAAAGCCGACCCCGACCUCGCUGUAGAAACCAAAUCUGCUCAUUUGUCCCGCCAAUUCAUGCGUGGUCUGGCGAGCUCUAUACGAGGAAAACUUUUGGCUCACAAGCCCAUACCAACCUUAAGCGAGACGCUAAGUUUUGUCCAACGUUAUCAAGCGAUCGAAGACCGUGACGUCCCUGCACAUACGAGCGCAAGCGCAUCAACAGACAAGCAGGCAGCGGACAAGGACCAACUCGUGGGUUUAAUGACCGAACUGGUAACUCGACAGAAAGCGCUCGAAGACCAAGUGGCCACUUCCGAGCAGUUAUAUGCAGCAGCAAUCAAGCAAAACGAACGUCCACGACCAAAAAUUACGUGUUUUCGAUGUGGAAAACAAGGCCACAUUGCUCGAGAGUGUCGCAGUUCAAGCCAACGCCAAGACUGCUCCAACGUACAAUGCUACGAAUGCGGGAGAUACGGACACUUCGCCCGUGAAUGUGGGAACUAUGCGCCUUUAAACUUCCAAGGGCCGUCUCGAGGAACCACCGGACGGUAGACAGCCCCGAAACAAGUAAGAACUGUGACUUUAUUAAUAAUUCUACUAAUUAUUUUAAUGAUAGCUUUUGCCAGAACAUCCAUUUGUUGCCUGUCUCAUUGACGUCGUACCUGUCAAUGCUUUGUUAGAUACUGGAUCAAUGAGUCUUUUAUUAGCGAUAAAGUUCAUUUGAUUUUGACUGCGGUCGAUUAGAUAAGUCGCAGUCACAGCAUUGUACCUCAAUUACUGGAGGGGACUUAAAUACUGCAGGAAUCGUAUCUACGAGCGUGACCUUUUCACGUUCUAAACAUAACUAUCAUAGUUCUUUUCUUUUUAGUAGUAAUAUACCGUAUGAUUGUAUUUUGGGAUGGGACUUUAUUACGCAGCAUAAAUUAAGUGUUCAAGGGGAUUUAUUGGGAGGGCGAAGUCGUUUUCAGUUCGUGGGGACCUAUGGGAAAAUCCCAAUACAUCCGGAGCAUCCAGCAAUGAAGGUGCAAUCGAACUGAGUUGUGAAUACAGAGGCCAAAUCACGCGUUGUUUACACCAAUGCGGUACUUGUGCAAUCUCAGUUGAAAGGUGUCAAUAAAGUAAUUCUGUGGGAAGGAGUGGCAAUUCCGGUUCGAUCGGAAAUGGUAAUUGAAGGUAAGAUACAGGCGAAAGAUAUUUCACAAGUUGGCAUGAUAUCAGCUAGUCAGGCAGACACUUACAAGGAUUGCAUGUAACUCAUUGUCACCCCUGUAGGUAAAAUCGUACCAGUCCGAAUAGCUAAUACUACAACAAACGAAACUGAAUUACCGAAAGGUUGCAAAUUGGCGGAAUUUUUUCCCAUACUUGAGCAAGAAGAUGUUGCCAACAAUAAAAUUCCGGUUAAUUGUAAUGCCGUGCAAGCAGAUAAUCUCGGGCAGAAAAUCGAUUCCGGUUUAAUUAGAUGCGGGUUUAAGUAA